CUCUAAAUUAGGAAUUAAGAUGGCCGAAAUAAAAGGGAUUUUAAGUAGUUUAGUAGAAGAAAAUCUCUGCUCGGUAGUUUGUCAAAAGACGUACGAUGAUGUUGUUCGAGGUGUGUGAGGCAAAACAAGAAAGAGAUAGACGAAUGAAAAUGGCUGUUCUUAAAGCCGCCCCAUAAGAAAAUUGAACACAAAAUUGAAGUCUUCUUCUGAGAAUUGCUUUAUGCUUUUCCUUCCUUAUAAAGGUCCGUUAUAUAAAAUUUGAGUUGAUUGAUAAAUCUACUGACAUCCUCAUUUCUUAUUAGCCAGCAAGAAUUCAUCUUUGCUGCAUAUUUUCAUAUGAUUCUACAAAUUUGAGCAAUUGGGUUCAAUAUACAGUAGCCUUCAAGUGAAACUAAUUUGAUUUCAUAUGUUCUCCGUGGCAGUAGUGGCAGAGUAUCUGGUUGAUGUUUUGAUGUUAUUCUACUGUUUAAAGUAAUGGGGUUCUCAAAUAAGCUUAAAAGACAAGUUAUGUUGAUUUUAUUUACUUUUCUGAGUCAGUAAUAGCAUCCUAAUUACGCAGAGGCGGAUCCAAUAUUUGAACUUUAUGGGUUCGGGAACCCACUGAACCCACUGGCCAUUUGAGUUACUGGGUUCGAAAUUUGAUACUUGUACAUAUGUACAUCCGCCCCUACUAGUUGGUAUAUAUGUAAGUUGUGAUUAGGAAUGGCAACUCAGAUUUAUGUGAAAAGCCAGAGAAAUGGGUACUUGAGUUUGUGGGAUGCAGUGUUUAGUCUUCGUAUUCGGCGAAGGUUUUCUCUUUGGUCAAUGAAGAAAGAUCCAGAUCUUGAAGCUGCAUUACAUAGAAACCGUCGAUGGAUAGUGAAUAAUCAGAUUAAGAACAUUGUUAUGAGAUGUCCUAACCAGGUUGCAUCAGUAAAAUACCUGCAGAAGAAGUUCAAGACUCUUGAUCUUCAAGGCAAAGCUCUAAAUUGGCUAAAAAAGUAUCCUUGUUGCUUUGUAGUCUACCUUGAGAAUGAUGAAUACUAUUGUGGUCUGACUAAAAGAAUGAUGUUUUUGACUGAAGAGGAAGAAUCUGUUAAGGAUAUGCAGGAACCAAUAUAUGCUGAGCGAUUAACAAAGUUGUUGAUGAUGAGCCGUGAUCAAAGGAUGAAUGUUAUGAAACUUAACGAGUUGAGGAGGAAUUUUGGAUUUCCUGAUGAUUAUUUGCUCAGGAUUGUACCCAAGUACCCUCAAAUAUUUAGAGUUGUUAACCACACCGGGAGACGGAGUUCAAUGGAGAUUGAGCUCACAGCCUGGAACCCUGAUUUAGCUGUUUCUGCAAUCGAAAGAAUGGCUAAAAAGGAUGGUCGAGAGCCAGGUUUCCCGUGCUCUUUGCCUCCAACUUGGGUCAAAUCAUGGGAAAGAUUUGAAGAUUUUAAUUCUGCUCCAUAUAUUUCACCUUAUUUGGGACUUGAUGGUUUAGUGGAUGGUUCAAAGGAAAUGGACAAGAGAACAGUGGGGGUAGUGCAUGAAUUACUGUCAUUGACCUUGUGGAAAAAGGCAUCAAUUUUCAAAUUGGGCCAUUUUAGAAGGGAAUUAUGUUUACCAGAGAAAUUAAAUGUUUUUCUGCUCAAACAUCCUGGAAUAUUCUAUGUUUCUAACAGAUACCAGAUCUAUACAGUUCUCCUUAAGGAAGCAUAUAAUGGGUCAGAACUGAUCGAAAAGGACCCUCUUGUUGUUGUCAAGGAGAAGUUUGGAGAAUUAAUGCAGGAGGGACUCCAUGAAUAUAAUCGCAGACAUUAUCUAUUGAAUUUAGAAAAGAAGAGGAACAGAGGCAUGAUAACACCAAAGCCAGAGAAAAGGAGGAGCCAAAGCGACGAAACAUCAUCAGAACAAGAUAAGGAAGGAGGAGAUUUAGGUGGCAUAUUUGAUCCGGAAGAGAGGAAGCGAUUUUACAAAGUUCUGUUUGAUGACAAUGCUCCGUAAGCAACGGAAGUAAACAUAUCCAUAUUAGCAUCAGUGAUACAGGUUUAUCAGUAUUACAUGCAGAUCUUAUCAUGUCCAUAGGCAAUAGAGCCUUAGGGAGUUAUAUGUUGCUAUGAGAACCAAAAUUUAUAAAGUUAAAUUUCCUUUGCUUUUGCCAUAUAUACUGAUUAAUCUGGAUUAUUUAUGUUAUCUCCUUAUGUCUCUCCCUGUUUCCCUACCCAAGAAAGGCUUAGAGGAUGACCCAAAAUAAGCAGUUAACAUCAACUCCUUUCUUUCGUUCCUUUUUUUAAUUUGUUUUCGGAUAAAGAUUGGCCACUUCUGCUUGAUGAUAUAUAUCAGCAGAAUUCUGCUCAAUUUAUUUUGUACACCUGUCUUUUUGCUGUUGAAAGGUCAUGAGACUUGAGGACUGAAUUUUCUCAUCUCAGGAAACAGAGGGAUAAAGAGAUUAUGCCACUUACAUAGUUCAUUUCACACCAUCUUCAUAUGGAAUGUAUAAAUUGACAAUACAUGAAUAGAAUGGAAAGAGGAAAGAAGAUUGAACUGAUAAGGAGAUUGGUUAUAGCGCCUCCUGCCCAUUCCUAGCAAGAUUGCAUUUCCCGAUAAUCAUCCUUAGCGUUCUCCCGUUCCUCUGCCGGCGGGUGGGUUUUAGCUCUGGGCACUGGGAAAGAGGAACAAAUACGAUCACCUAGUGGAAAUCAUAUGUGCUCUAAACGAUUGGGAAUUCAUCUGAGAUAGAACCGCUGACAUUGAUGGCCAUUAAUGAAAGCCGUAUCCUCUUUUACCCAAAUUUACAGAGCCAUUGGCUAUAAGCUAUCCUUGGAUUAGAAUAUUCAUCACAUCUUGCUGCCACUGUUGAAGUAACAAAUAGAAUUCCAGAAAUGAGGUUUGGAUGCGACUGUUGGAUUUUGAUCUCCAGCCUCUCUUUCAAGAUGUUAAAAGAAGUAAUCUCCUCUGCCUAGUGCUAUAAACAUCAAGAGGAAUGCAUAAUUUAGAUUAUCUAGCCAGUGCUAUUCCAAUUGGAGAUGAUUGUUUUCGUUAGUAAGAGUUCAGUACAUGAUUUCUUAGCAGAGUCUAAACAGCUGUAUGUAGUCCAAUAUUUGACCAUAUGCCCUUUUUUUCUCUUGGAAACCUCCCCAUUUCAUUGUUAAAUUUAUCUUGAAUAUUUUACAUUGUGAUUAUGUUACCUAUCCUUAUCCUCCUAGUCCUGUACUUGAGCAAAUAAAGUUCUGUUCCCAUAUUGGAAAGAACUCUGUUCAAAAUGACAUUCCGAUAUAACCAAGUUUUGCUUCAUUUA
This is a messenger RNA of Nicotiana tabacum (common tobacco), 3259 nucleotides long. NCBI's taxonomy places the organism in Eukaryota, Viridiplantae, Streptophyta, Magnoliopsida, Solanales, Solanaceae. The record is from RefSeq and is a predicted model, not a curated record.